UUUUUUUUUUAAGCAGAAAAAGAGGAAAAGAAGAGAAUUCUUAAAAUAAUAUCCAUAUGUUUUCGAAAUCUUUCAAGUGGUUUAUAGCAGUCUUAAUUUCUUCAUUUAUAAUUAUGAAAAGGAGUCAACAUGAGCAAAUCACAUUAGGAUCUCUUUCGGGACAUCCUUCUGACAUUUAUACACCUGAUUAUUAUGCUAAUGGCACAUAUUUAGAGCUACCAUUUGGAACAAUGCGUUAUUGGCUCUUUGGGAAUGAAAGAGGUAAUCAAGUUGUUCUUAUUCAUGGUCUUUCAACAGGCUCUGCUGUUUAUGUCAAGUUAGCAAAAGAUUUAGCCGAUAAUGGUCAUCAUGUAUUAGUCUAUGAUUUAUAUGGUAGAGGAUACUCUGAUGCGCCUCCUGUAAAUUAUAAUGAAGCACUCUAUAGUUCACAACUAGCUAUGCUUUUACAGAAAGUAGGUUGGAGUAAUACAGAUGUGAUUGGUCUUUCAUUAGGCGGUGCUAUUGCUACCUCAUUUGCUUCGUUUUAUCCAGAGAUGGUAAAGAGAUUGGUAUUGAUUGCACCUGCUGGUAUUAUGCAGGAUAAAGAUAUGCCUACCCUAUUAAAAUUACUUAUGCCACUUGCUUCUCAACACUUUAUUACAAGCCAACCUUAUAUUCGUCCUUUAUUUAUGUCAGCUGUAAAGCGAUUUGCUAAAUCAACUCGCUAUGCUCAGUCAGGACUGGAAAAGGAUACAGAAGAGAUUAUAUCAAAUAUGACCCAGAUUGCAUUUCAUCAGUUUCUGUAUCAUCCUGGAUAUUUUAAAGCCGUUUUACGUACCGUAGUUGACUUUCCUUUUACUGGUUUGAGAGAAAGAUUUAAAAGAGUGGGUGAACAAAAAGAAAUAUCCGUUUUGAUGAUUUGGGGAGAUAAAGACACUACCGUUCCUUUCUAUCACAGUGAAGAAGCAAAAAGGUUACUACCUAAUGCUAAAAUGAUGGUUUAUAAAGAUCAGGGACAUGAUGUAUUACUUACAAAAUGGAAAUCUGUUAAUGCUAAUAUAAUAAAUUUCCUUACAAUCAGAUAAACUUAAUAUAAACAUAAGUGUAUUUCAUACCAUGUUUAUACCUUUCGAUCAGUCAGGAAAAAAAAAUGGCUUGACUUUAUAUACAAGUUUACCAACAUAUAUAGGGGAAAAUUAGCUUUUAAUAGAAAGUAUGUAUAAAUUUAUGAAAUAAAUAGUAGUUGAACACAAGAUAUAAACAGGUUUUUUAAUAAUUUAU
This is a messenger RNA of Cokeromyces recurvatus, 1260 nucleotides long. RefSeq names its product Alpha/Beta hydrolase protein. The transcript is spliced from 4 exons. The record is from RefSeq and is a predicted model, not a curated record. NCBI's taxonomy places the organism in Eukaryota, Fungi, Mucoromycota, Mucoromycetes, Mucorales, Mucoraceae. The coding region runs from base 57 to 1064 and encodes 335 amino acids.